Messenger RNA from Harpia harpyja (harpy eagle), 8195 nucleotides. RefSeq names its product chemerin chemokine-like receptor 1 (gene CMKLR1). Gene Ontology annotation, biological process: phospholipase C-activating G protein-coupled receptor signaling pathway; chemotaxis; positive regulation of cytosolic calcium ion concentration. The coding region runs from base 1463 to 2548 and encodes 361 amino acids. Lineage: Eukaryota; Metazoa; Chordata; Aves; Accipitriformes; Accipitridae. The record is from RefSeq and is a predicted model, not a curated record. The transcript has 3 exons. Gene Ontology annotation, cellular component: plasma membrane. Gene Ontology annotation, molecular function: G protein-coupled receptor activity; complement receptor activity.
UUUCUUUGCUGUACUGAUCAGCAUGCAGCUGGGAGCACGGCACGCAGCUGCAAGCCGGAGGCUGGAGGAUGCUCUUGCGGAUCCAGGGUGACUUUCUCACUUGGUGGGGGUUGAGCUCUGCUGGACCCAACCGUCCCCCAUCCCUGGCACGGUCACAUCCGUCCCUCCGGCAGCAGGAGGGACAGACCUAUUUCCUUUUUCUUGGUUUCCUUCCUCUUCGUAGCCUCAAAAUCCUGAGCGGUUGAGAGCAGCCAGAGCAGCCCCGCAGGUGGUAUGCGAGCUGCUGCCUUUCGCCUCUACACAGUGUCCCCAAGAUGUGUGCUGGCUUUGUCCCCGAGCUGCUAUGCUAAAGCCUGGGCCAUAGUUAGGGACAUCCUCGCUGGGCUGAGGCAGGUCCUGGAGUCCUAGAUGGUUUGAAAAUCCGCUGGGAUCGCUGACGUUUCAUGCCCUACCUUACCCGCCUGGGCUGGUGCGAUGCAGUGGGGAGGAUGCUCACAAAAAGGCAGUUUUAUUGGCCUUUUUAUUGCCUGCAAAGUGCCAGGAGAGCCUAGGAUUAAUAGCAAACUAUAUAUAAAAAAAAAAGAGAGAAGAGGAGAUGAAAGAACUUUUAUUAUCUUGGAAGCAGCUCGAGUCAUCUUAAGCAGCACAGAAACAUAAACUGUCCUUUUUAAAGAAAAUCUUUGCCUGUGUAGGUACAAACGCCCAAGAUUUUCCCUUUUAACACUCAACUGUUCACAAGAACAGAAAGGAUGGGGAGCAAAGGGCCGGGCUCUUACUAACAGGGUGGUUCUGGACAACCCGGGCACUUUGUGCCAGGGAAGGACACGUUCCUUUGCCCGGCUCCUGCUGGAGUUUCACCCUGGGAAGAGCCUUGCAUGACCUGCGUUUUGAGGUUAAGCACCAGUUUCUGGCUGGAUUGGGGCACGCUCGCCAUCGGGGUGACCCCACACCGUGGCUGGGGGCAGCCCAUGGAGACCCAUCCCAUCCCGACCCGUCCUGUCCUGCGCAGCCUGGCCGGCUCUGCCCAGAUAAACACUGACUCAUGCUGUUAUUCUGUCCCACCCUGGGCACAGCCAGCUUUUUUAAGGCUGCCUUUUCCAGCUAUUCCUUUUUUUUUGCCAUUCACAUGGGCGGGGGACAAAGCCUUAGCUGCUAUGCGGGGAGCAGCCAGGGGUGCCGAAGGCUGCCAGGCGUGGGGAUCCCAACGGAGCGAGGAGGCUCUGCGGCGGUGAAGCAGGGAUGCGUCCGAGUGCCAUGGAUGCAGCUCCAUCCCUAGACCUGCGUGGAGGGAGCUGCCUUUGUGCCGUGGGACGCUGAACCGCCACCUCUCCCCCCAUCCUGCCGGGCAUCCAGCUGCGCUGGGAGCACGGCCGCCGCGCCGUAGAGGAGAGCAGAAACACACAGAGAAACAUCACUGGCCAGAGAGCCCAGGACUGACCAGGCUGUAGUUUGUUUACAGACAAUGGCGCUUUCCAAUUUGUCCAAUUACUUGGAUGAUGUUGAUAACUACAGUGACUACCCAGAUUACACCUAUGAGGAGACCAGCAGCGUGUGGACAGACCCGUCCUACGACCCAAAAGACAUUGCAAGGAUCCUCUCUGUCGUCAUCUACAGUGUGUCCUGUGUGUUGGGCAUCCUGGGGAAUGGCCUUGUCAUUGCAAUCAUAACUGUGAAGAUGAAGAAGUCAGUCAAUGCCAUCUGGUUCCUCAACCUGGCUGUCGCUGACUUCCUCUUCAACAUCUUCCUGCCCAUAAACAUUGCUUACACGGCUAUGCGGUACAACUGGAUCUUUGGGACAGUCAUGUGCAAGUUGAACUCCUUCCUCCUCAUCCUCAACAUGUACACCAGUGUCCUUCUGCUCACCACCAUCAGCUUCGAUCGCUAUGUGUCAGUGGUUUUUCCUGUCUGGUCUCAAAACCAUCGGUCGACCAACCUAGCAUAUUUAGUUUGCUUCAUUAUCUGGACCGUUGGCAUCAUUAUGAGCUGCCCAUCUCUUGUCUUCCGAGAUACAGCACAAGCCCGCAACUCCGUGAUUUGUUUUAGCAACUUCUCCCUCUCCAGGAAUAAGUCUUACCAAGCCCUGGCACUAAUGAGGCACCGAACGGUGAACAUCACCAGGUUCCUCGCCGGAUACAUCCUUCCCAUAACCAUCGUCACUUUCUGCUACAUCGCCAUUGUCUUCAACUUGCGUCGAAACCGCCUUGCCAAGUCCAAAAAGCCUUUCAAGAUCAUCAUCACCAUUAUAGUUACCUUCUUCCUUUGCUGGAGUCCCUACCACCUGCUGAACCUCCUAGAAACAGAGCCCGACAUGAUCCCGCGCUCCGUGUUUGAGAUCAGCAUCCCCAUAACCACAGCGCUUGCUGCCUCCAACAGCUGCAUGAACCCCGUCCUCUAUGUCUUCAUGGGCCAGGACUUUAAGAAGUUUAAGGUCACCAUCCUUUCCAGACUGGUGAACGCCCUCAGUGAGGAGACAGGCCACUCCAGCAUCGUUCACAGGAGCUUCUCCAAGAUGUCUUCAAUGACCGAGAAGGAGAUGACAGUCCUUUAAACUCAACCUGGAUGCCUGCAGGAGGGCCAUAGUCCUCCGGUGUUGCCCCUGCCCAUCACUAUGAUGGUGGCCACCCUUGUAGUGGCCCCUGGUGUGGGACGAGCAUAGUCCAGCGCUGUCCUAUAGUGUAUUCUUUGACUUCUCUUGCUGCCUGGGGGCUGGCAGGUGUUGGAGAACACUGCUCUGUGCAUGUGGAGAAGAUACAACCGCCCUUAAUCUUUCUUUGCGGUUGCAAAGAUGAUUGCAUUGAACUAUUUAAGAAAAUAUUUCAGGGCAUUCCUGUCCAAUCUAGGCAUUGCCUGGCCUGACAAGGCCAUUCCUGCCAUUUCCAGAGACAUCGUUAUGGGGAGAUUGGGUGGAGGAUGUGUCUGGGAAGGCACCUCCGCUGCCAGGCUCCCAAGAUGGGUGGCUGAGUGGGCACGCGCCGUGGAUGAUACCUGCUAUGACAAAACUGGUGACGCUCUUCCUAUGUCCUAUGUAUGCAUAUAGCUACUCAUGUUAAAGUCCUAAAGUAUAUUGGUACUAGCACAAUAUGUUUUUAACUGUUGUGAGCACUUUGUACCCAGAGAGGCCCUGGGAAUUGUCUUCAUAAGAGGGGUUUGAAUAUCCCCAACCUCAACAAAGCUGGAAGUCUCGCAUGUCUUCUAAGUGAUCCAGACCCAGGGCCACCUGCCAACGUGGGGAUUGGGCUCGUGCAUGGGGUCACCAACAUGGAAAACUGGGAGAAAAAAGAGGGAAAGAUUCAUUUGAAGUGUCUUUUGAACAAACCCCACUUUGAUGGGCACGUUUCACAUGGUACAUUUUGCAGAGCAAUUUGAUGCUUGGGGCCGUGAGUCCCAGCAGCUCCUUGCAAAGUGCCUGGGUGGCACUGGGGACCAGGUCCAUGGGCUGGGCACUGCAGUGCUGGGGGAAGACCUGCUGUCCCCUCCUGGAUCCAGGUGGACCCGAGGACUGGCUCCACUGAUGGCUGCUCCCUGGUGUGAUCAGUCGGUCCUAUGGGAAGAUUUUGUCUCUUCCCGACCAGGCAGCAAGCCCAUCGCCGGUGGGAGACUCUGCCAAUGCACACAAAUUUCUGCAGUGAAGGAUGAGCCAAGCCACCAUCUCUAUCCAAUUUCAUGCACAGUUAAUUUGGGAGUUCCUUCACCGUUUGGGCUUCUUGACUAUGACACUGGUGUCACGCUUAUUUAUGUGUUGGUUUCUCCAUGUCACCCAUAGCCUCUCACUCCCAGGAAAGCAAGGAACAACCGAGUCCUCCACCUGCGCCGGGAGCUAGAGCAGAGCUGAUCCCUGGAGCUGGGUUCAGGCAGUCCCCAGUGGCACCAGGGACAUUUCAGAGGGUCCCUGGGGGUCCCACCCCAUGCGAUGCCCAGGGCAGUUUUAUGCAGGAGCCGGGACACUGGCAAUUGAGAGUCUGCUCACAGGUGCCUGCAAAGGCUGAGAUAUUUAUUUAUGGCUUUUUUUUAAAAGACAAAAAAUGGAAAAAAAAGUGCAGAGGCAGCUCCCAGGAGAAGGCACAGAGCUAUUUACAGGCUCCCGUCAGCAGCAGAUCAUGCCAGACACAGAUAUAAACCAAAUCACAAAGCCCCAGUAAUUAAGCUGCAGCCCUGAGCUGCGGGAACACUGCAGAUAAUAGCGGACACUACGGUAGGAGCUGGAUUUCAGACAGAUUAUCAGGCAUCCCCUCUGCCCCCCGCACUGCCUGGCUGAUCUACCUUGAUCUGCAUAACCUCAUUCGCAUGGCAUGAUGGGGAGAGAGGGGAGCACCUGCACCCCAUGGAGCUGUCAGAGUGCUCCUCUCCCAUUACAUGGGAGCAGAAGGACGAGGUGCUGCCUGUAGCAUCCCUGCCCAGCGCUGCCAGCCCCUGGCACUGCCUGCAUCUCCCCUGGGAUAGGGAUGCUGAUAGAUCUGGUGCGUUUGGCUGCAGUUUUGGUGCUGCUGGAUGGUGUGUGCUGGGGCAUAUUUGUCCCCCACACCGGGGCAGGGAGGUGCCCAUCCUUGCUAGGGUUGCGGGAGAUGCUGCAGAUCCGGUCUGCUAAAAGUGGGGUGCAGAGGGGUGGGGGAUUUAUCCUGAAGAUAAAGGGUGUCCAGCCUGAAGCCAGAAGGGGAACACAGCAGGGAGAUGGGGAUUACAAGGGAAAUUAAUGGCAGAUUGGUGACUGCCACCUGUUGGGUGCUGCUCUCAAUAACACAGGGUCCUGGGCACUCAGCACCCAGCUGCAGGCGUCUUUGCAUCUCCUCGGGGCUGGGAACCGGCAGGCUGAGCAGCACCGGCUGCUUGCCCGGGGAGCAAUGCCCCGUCCCUGGGCUGCACCGUGUGCCAUGGCCGAGCCUGGGGCUGCUCCUGAGCUGCCUGCGGGGACCAUCCACAUGGUUUUUUUCCCCACAAAACCUGUGCACAGUCCACAGCCUCGGAAGAUGCUGUGACCGAGGAGGCUGCAGGGGAGGAAGGCUUUGGCGGUGGGAGGAGGCUCCCCCUUGCUCAUGUUACACAGUAUUUAAUUACCUGCUGAAAGAUGGCAGGGUUCCUGUUAGCAGUCAGAUAGGACAGAUGGGACAGACAGGGCAGACAGACAGACAGCUGCUCAGGGAGGUGAGGGGGACACGCAGAACUAGCAGAGCCAGAGCAGGAGCCCAGGAUCUGUUUGGGGGACAAGGGGAACGGGGUGCACCCCUGAGCCAGCAGCCACCGAUGCUUUUUGGGCUCGGGGUUUGGGGCAGCUGAAGAAGUGGGGCAAGAAGCAGCUGGUGCUGCUGGGACAGGACACCAGGACGCGUUUGGGGACAGAGUGGGUCAACGUGCAUGGGACAGGGGGGAGCUGGGCAGCCUGUGUCCCCCCCCAGGACCCAGCGCCAUACCAUUGCCCCUCGGUCCGGCGAUGUGAUGCUCCCAGGCCAUGCUGGAGUGGGGAUGCUCCUCACUAAUUUUCGUGGCUGGAUUUUGCAAGCCCAUCUAUUAUUACUGCAAACAGCUUUCCAAAAAAAAGUGAUGACUUGGUACAUAACCUUGGGUUAAAUCAUCAUUAUAAUGACAGCUUGUGAAACCUAAUAUUUGAGUUUGUCCUUGUAGCUGUUUGCCUAUUUAAUAAAAAACCUGUUUUACAUACAAAUACCCCCGCUACAUGCUCAAGCUCGUCACAUGGAGCGGGAAGGAUCCCAGGACUUUUCAGUAAGCAGUCGCUUCCUAGUGUAUAUUCCUGAUCCCCAGCAUUGCAUUUGGGACUGCAGGAAAGCAGCCAGGAGUGGAGGGGCAUGGGAAUGCGCGGCUGGGGCUGUAUGGCUAGGAGCCAGCGACUGAGAUGGGAGUGUGGUGCUCCAAGCCUCUCAUAUGGGAGAUCUUCCAAAGAUGCUCUCUGUGGGUUUCCCCCUUUAAUUUGUCCCUGAAGAGGCCAAAUGGCUCUUUAAGGGGGAAAAAAAAAAAAGGUAUCUGUGCAAAAAAAAGCAGCUGAAAGAGCAUUGUUUCCCCUGCGCCUGCAUGCGGCAUGAGCCCUGCAGUGGGGGGCCUGUGUCCGCUCCCCGUCGCCUGCUUUGUGAAUCUGUGCACCGAGCCGCUGCCAGCCUCUCCCCCAGGUUCGUGUCAGCCUGCCGUGUUUUCUGUCAAAUAAGAUCUGGCAAAUGCUCUGUUAUACUGAUUUGAAAGAGGAAUUAUUAAUGCCAGCUCUGAGAUGGAGCUCUGUGUGGGAGCUAUCUGCAUCUCGCCCGGCGGAGGCUGGUUCCCCCAUCACCUCCUGCACCCCACAAGCCCCCCACAGAUCCACGUUGUCCCGGGGGCUGUUUUGGGGGGACGGAGCAGUGGGGAGGGGGUUGGCUCCUGCACCCCAGCUAGCUCCCAGUGCUCUGCCCCCCACACCCCACCAUCCAUCCAGACACCCCUGGACAAGCAGCGUGUUGCUGCUCCAUCCCCUCCCUCUGCUGGUUCCCCCCAUCCCGGCAGGGUUUGGGACGAGGAUCGGGAAGAGAAGGAAAAAAUCCCCCGAGUUUUGCCCGCUAGACCCUGUAACCCAUCAGGCAUUGAGCGAGCCUCCCCAGGGAAUAUUGGUGAUUUCUGUUCCCAUGUCGCCUAUCGAAGCAGGCAGUAAACAGAUCAAACAGAGGGCAUUAAAAAUGCAUAUAUACAAAACAGAAACAGGGCAGAAAUAUUCAUCAUAAAACUUCAGCAGCAGAACUGCUCAGUGUGCAUGAGCCUCUUAUCCAGAUUUUUCUUUCCCUUUCUGCAACACGGCAAAGAAAUGCAGCUCAAUAUUGCCCCAAUUCCUCUGAUAUUGCCUAAAUACUACAGGCAUACCCCGGCAUCUCGCAGAGCAGGCAAAGAUGCAUCCUUUCAGCUCUCCUAUUUUUUUGCAGUGCCAUACAUUUUGUUCAUCCAGGGGAGGGAAGCUCGCCCUGCUGUGUUGCCUGCAGUCCCCUGUGGUGAUGGGAAGGUCCAAUAUAUUAAAUUGUGGGUCCUUGGAUGCUUCCUGCUGACCCUGGUCUAUCCCACUCCUGCAGGGACUGAUAGACUCGCAGCUCAGCUGAGAGAUGUCCUUAGCUAUGAAUUAACACCGUCCUCUUGAUUAAUGCCGGCAGGAGGCUAAUGACACUGCAGCCAACUUGAGCACGAUGUGCAAAAACUGUAAUUAGCAUCCAGGGAAGGGGCUCAGCGGGACCCACAGCUCCAGGGCCGGCUGGCACGUCCAGCACCACUCCGUGCUGGCAUGGUGGCAGCUGCCCAGCCGGGGUCUGCGGCCCCUUUUGGGGCAGGAGUUGGUGAAAUCGGUAACUGGGGGUGCACCUGGGUUUAGGAUCUAAGAGUCAAGGGGUGAACGGGAUUCAGAGCCACCACCAUCCCCAUGAGACCUGCAGUUAAGGCUGUCAUGGGGAUUGUGAUUUUAGGAUAGGUCAGGACUGGCCAGGAAAGAAGAGCAGCAGGUUUGGGAGCUGGGACAGUGAUCCCCAGCCCAACAACACCAUGCCCAGCUCCAAGACCUCGACCCCCAGCCCGGGACCCCCAGCCCAGGACCCCCAGCCCUAGCCCAAGACCCCAAUCCACAACCCCGGGACCCCAUUCCCCAGCCACAGCCAUCCCACCUCUCCCUACCCCACAAGCCCAUUGAGGUCCCACAUGCCCCACACGCUGUGGGGCUCAGCAGCCCCAGAACCCCAGGGACGGUGCUGCAGCAUGCCGGGGGCCCACGGCAGGACCGGUCCUUGCCCAGCACAUCCUCGCCAUGUGCCAAACCUGCCUCAUGCCUCUCCAUGCCCCCUCCCCGCUGCUGCCUCCCCAUAAUUACCUGCCACUCGCAGGGCCCCAAAACUUGGGGCUGGGUCUCAUUUCACAUGAGCAGUUGGGAAAUUACUCCAGAAUAUAUCAAAAUCAUUUCUGUGGAACACACUACCGUUGUUAAUGACUGUUCUUUUUCAAUUAGCUGUCAUGGCCCUGAAAUAAAGCUGUGCUUUCCUUCUCCAAUAAAUCACUCCCUUUAUUUGGAAUUGGAAUUAAGCAAAAAAAAAAAAAAGAAUAGACGUGUUACCCUUUCCCUUUCCUUGAUGCCAGGUGGGUUGGAGCCAUGUUUAAAUUAUCUCUGCUGCAUUCAGGCAGAUUGUCAACUGUAAAUUUUAUGGAAAAUAGUAGAGCCGAUAAAUAAACAUGCUUCUUUUGUCAGGGAUGAA